This is a messenger RNA of Ipomoea nil (Japanese morning glory), 2425 nucleotides long. Its product is annotated as outer envelope protein 80, chloroplastic-like. Gene Ontology annotation, cellular component: outer membrane. The coding region runs from base 136 to 2196 and encodes 686 amino acids. The transcript has 16 exons. The record is from RefSeq and is a predicted model, not a curated record. NCBI's taxonomy places the organism in Eukaryota, Viridiplantae, Streptophyta, Magnoliopsida, Solanales, Convolvulaceae. Gene Ontology annotation, biological process: chloroplast organization; embryo development ending in seed dormancy.
UCGGUGAUCGAUCAUCCUUUUCCUCUCACUCAGCACUCUACUGUCUAUACUGUCAGCAACACACCUCUGUCGCGGCGGCGCCUUUAGGAAUUGCAGGACCAAAAUUUCGUCGCAGAGUUUAAGGGAUUCUCAACAAUGGAGAGAAAAAGCGACGUCAUAUUCACAUCUUCCUCUAUCAAACUCCCUCCAUUCUCUUUUCCGUCCCAGUCCCGCACCCCUAACCCUCUACUAUCUACCCUCCAUCUUACCCUCAGCAAACUUCCCAAGCUCCCAAACCCAUUUGCCCCAAAUUUCAACCCGCAGAGUGUGCUCACCGAAUUCCUGAAAUUCCCAUUUCACAAAACCCUCAAAAGGUUCAAUUCCAACCCCCAAUUCCCUCUCCUGUGCUGCUCCUCACUGUCGCUGGCCCAGACUCGGGAAACUGAUGCUGACUUUCCGGCGACUCAGCCGGUGCCACCCAAGAGUGCGAGGGAGGAGAGGGUGCUGAUAAGUGAGGUGUUGGUGAGGAGCAAGGACGGUGAGGAGCUUGAGAGGAAGGAUUUGGAGGCUGAAGCUCUCAAUGCUCUUAAGGCUUGCCGACCAAACUCGGCCCUAACUGUCCAGGAGGUCCAGGAAGAUGUGCAUAGGAUCGUUGCCAGUGGGUACUUCUGCUCUUGCAUGCCCGUCGCUGUUGAUACCAGAGAUGGGAUUCAAUUGGUUUUUCAGGUAGAACCAAACCAAGAGUUUCAAGGGUUGGUGUGUGAAGGAGCCAAUGUUCUUCCAACAAAGUUUGUAGAAGAUGCUUUUCGUGAUGGAUAUGGGAAAACUGUUAACAUUAGACGCUUAGAUGAAAUAAUUAGCUCAAUCAAUGGUUGGUACAUGGACCGUGGUCUCAUUGGCAUGGUGUCAGGUAUUGAGAUUUUUUCAGGAGGUAUUCUUAAGUUACAAGUUUCAGAAGCUGAAGUCAACAACAUAAACAUACGUUUUGUUGAUAGGACGGGUGAACCAACUGCUGGAAAAACAAAACCUGAAACUAUACUUCGGCAACUUUUAACCAAGAAAGGACAGGUAUACAGUGCACUUCAGGGGAAAAGAGAUGUUGAGACUGUGCUGGCAAUGGGAAUUAUGGAAGAUGUUAGCAUCAUUCCCCAACCUGCAGGAGAUACUGGAAAGGUUGAUCUGACAAUGAAUCUUGUUGAGCGUAAGAGUGCUAGAGGUAUUACUGCUGGUGGCGGAAUUUCAAGUGGGAUAACAAAUGGGCCGCUUGCUGGAUUAAUUGGAAGCUGUGCCAUUUACCAUAAGAAUCUUUUUGGGAGAAACCAGAAACUCAAUUUGUCACUAGAGAGGGGGCAGAUUGACUCAAUAUAUAGGAUAAAAUACAUAGACCCAUGGAUUGAAGGAGAUGAUAAGAGAACGUCAAGAUCAAUCAUGGUUCAGAAUUCGAGAACACCUGGCACACUUGUUCAUGGAAACCAACCAGACAAUAGUAGUCUGACUAUAGGACGUGUAACAGCUGGGAUAGAAUACAGCCGCCCAUUUAGGCCGAAGUGGAAUGCAACUGCUGGCAUUAAUUUUCAGCGUGCUGGUGCUCGUGAUGAUAAGGGGAAUCCUAUUAUAAGGGACUUCUAUAGCAGCCCCCUUACUGCAAGUGGCAACACCCACGAUGAUAUGUUACUUGCUAAACUUGAGACCAUGUAUACUGGUUCUGGUGACAAAGGUUCUUCAAUGUUGGUUUUCAACAUUGACCAGGGGAUUCCUGUAUUGCCAGAGUGGCUAGUUUUCAGUAGGGUAAAUGCUCGUGCCUUGAAGGACUUGGCUGUUGGUCCUGUGAGGUUCUUUUUAAGUUUGUCUGGUGGUCAUGUUGUGGGUAAUUUCCCUCCGCAUGAAGCUUUUGUUAUUGGUGGUACCAACAGUGUUAGAGGAUAUGAAGAAGGUGCAGUUGGCUCAGGUCGAUCGUAUGUGGUUGGCUGUGGCGAAAUUUUAUUUCCCCUGAGGGGGCCAGUGGAGGGAGCGAUAUUUGCUGAUUACGGGACAGACCUCGGUUCUGGCUCAAGUGUGCCUGGCGAUCCUGCUGGGGCGAGGCUAAAACCUGGAAGUGGCUAUGGAGCGGGGCUUGGCAUUCGCGUGGACUCUCCUUUGGGGCCUCUAAGACUUGAAUAUGCCUUCAAUGACCAGCGCGUAGGAAGGUUUCACUUUGGGGUUGGCCUACGGAACUGAGAGUAGCCAUUUUUUUUUUUUUUUUUUGGUUUUUUCAUCCUUUUGGGUAGCUUAGCUUGUGGCUUGCUAGUUAUUAGUGUAACAAUUUUGGCCAAUGUUAUUAUUGUGAUUGCGGAGUAUUAUUUUACUUGACCAAUUGUUAUCUCAACAAAAGAGCACUUGGAAAGUGAAUUAGGAUGCGAAGCUCCUUGGAAUCCUCAAUUGUUAACAGAUAUGCCUUUGAUAUUAA